Molecule: messenger RNA, 1416 nt
Organism: Pleurotus ostreatus (oyster mushroom)
Lineage: Eukaryota; Fungi; Basidiomycota; Agaricomycetes; Agaricales; Pleurotaceae
Exons: 3
Coding region: 1-1416 (471 amino acids)
Biological process (GO): pyrimidine nucleotide-sugar transmembrane transport
Cellular component (GO): Golgi membrane
Molecular function (GO): UDP-galactose transmembrane transporter activity
Source: RefSeq, a predicted model, not a curated record
AUGACCCAGCACCCUAAUAAUGCCUUGCCAGCAAUAUCCCUGAACAUAAGCCUCAAGGCCAACGAGGCUCACGACCACGAUAAUGACGAACUGGGCCUGGCGAACAAUACGAAUGGGAACGCUCAGGCCGUGCCAUCACUAUGGGGAAUUCCACUGAAAUAUAUUUCCCUGGUCACCCUGGCCCUCCAGAAUUCGCUACUGACGAUAAUCAUGCACUAUUCACGCGUCUCUACACCACCUUCGCGCGCAUAUUCUGCUGCCACAGCGGUUUUAAUGAACGAACUGCUGAAGGGUGGCAUUUCCCUGUUGAUCGCUUUCUCGCGUAUAGAGCUACCAUCGACCCCCCAGGCAUCGUACAGAGACAUCUCCCAGACGACCUCGUAUCCGACCUCAUGGUUUGCGCCCCGCUUAGUCUCAGCGCGCAUCAGGCGCCUCUGGAAGGACGUUUUCAGCGCUGACUGUUGGAAACUGUCAAUUCCUGCCAUCCUAUACGUGAUCCAAAACAACCUGCAAUACGUCGCAGCGUCGAACUUAGAUGCAGCAACGUUUCAAGUUAGUUACCAAAUGAAAAUCUUGACGACAGCCGGUUUCUCUGUGUUGCUUCUUCGGAAACGACUCGCUCCUACGCAAUGGCUAGCGCUGCUAUUUCUAGCCAUCGGUGUUGGCAUCGUUCAGAUCCAGGGGUCAACAUCACACAGCACCGCGAUGAUUGAUGACAUGAACGCCAUGAAGGGGUUCUUAGCUGUCGCUGCAGCGUGCUUCACGUCUGGUUUGGCUGGGGUCUAUUUCGAGAUGGUGUUGAAGAACUCCCAAGCAGACUUGUGGGUCCGCAACGUCCAGCUAUCGCUCUUCUCCCUUCUCCCUGCCAUUGCGCCAAUUCUAUACGAUCACGCCUCCGAGGGUUCCGGCGCAUUUGGUACACUCUUCCGAAACUUUGGCUUCUGGGCAUGGGCUACCGUUCUCGUGCAGGUCCUCGGUGGACUCAUCACGGCUAUGGUCAUCAAAUACUCGGACAAUAUCUUGAAGGGCUUUGCUACCAGCCUUAGCAUCGUCAUUUCCUUCCUAGCCUCCGUCGCCCUGUUCAACUUCCAGAUGACCUUCACUUUCGUCCUCGGCUCCGUCGUCGUGCUGAUCGCCACAUGGUUGUACAACCAACAACCAAAGCCCAAGCCCAACAUCCUCGUGACCACAACAGACCAUCAACUGUGGACAUUCAACCCAUCUGAGAAAGAAUUGUCGUCACCCGCCGUUUUCGUCGCACCGCAAGUGCCUGAUCACUCACCACGAGGUACCCUUUCGUUAUCUACGUCACGUUCGCUUUCAUCGUCGUCCGUUUCCCUAUCAUCCAUGUCUCUGCAUAGCUCCCCACAGCUAGAGGCUCGGAUACUGGACAGCAAAGAAAACAGGACUUUUUAG